AUGGUGGCAGAUGUAGUGGAUGUGGCAAAUGCACUAGCAAAUCAGCAGCCGUUUGUGGAGCCGAGUUUCAUGCGGUCAUUGGAUUUGGAUGCCAUGCAUGCACCGGAGUAUCCUCAAUAUGUAAAUGCAGUCAAAUUGGUGAUUGAAUCAAACUGGCUCGGCCGGUUCGACCGGGGCAGACACUUGGACAGGGCUGGUCGGUUCUACCGGAGUGGCCGGUUCGACUGGACCGACUGGUUCGACCGGACCGACCGGUUCAACUGGACUGGUUGGUUCAACCGGACCAGCUUGGUCGACCAAAAUGACCGAUUUGAUUGGACCGGCCAUCUAGACCGGAUUGCAGAGCUUCCCCUUAUGCCGGAUGGUGAAUUUACUGUGGGGAUGGAAUUCAGUUCUAGGGAGGCAGUAAUUAAGGCGAUGAAAGAUUAUACAAUCCGCAGAGGUGUAGAUUAUCAGGUGCAUGAGUCAGAACCGACGACAUUCUAUGCCAAAUGCACCCAGUAUCAUGCAGGAUGUGAUUGGCUGAUCAGGGUGAGCAAAAUGUCCAGAAAGUUCUGUUGGGAGAUAAGGAGGUACAACGGUAGUCACACCUGUACUAGGGCCACCAUUUCUCAAGAUCAUUUGAAGCUGGAUUCCAACACAGUUGCAGAAGCAAUAAAGCCGUUGGUAGAAGUUGACCCGUCUAUUAGGGUGAAAUCAGUGAUUGCGGAAGUACAGUUAAAGUUUAACUACACCAUCAGUUAUCACAAAGCAUGGUUGGCUAAACAGAAGGCAGUGGAGUCAAUUUUCGGAGGGUGGGAAGCUUCGUACGAAGCCUUGCCGAUAUGGUUUGAGGCCAUGAUUCACAAGGAGCCAUCCGCAGUUGUUCAUUUUGAAACAAUGCCUGCGUACCAGGGAGAUGACUUGGUUCCUAAUAUUCGUGUGCUAAACCGAGUCUUCUGGAGUUAUUAUCCUUGUAUUAGAGCCUUCAGACAUUGCAAGCCAAUAGUGCAGGUAGACAGAACUCAUUUGUAUGGAAAGUACAAGGGUUGUUUGUUGGUUGCAGUCUCACAGGAUGGCAACAACAACAUCGUCCCGAUUGCAUUUGCCAUAGUUGAGGGAGAGACAUCUGAGGCUUGGCACUUUUUUCUCAGUAACUUGCGACAGCAUGUUGUGACACGUGAUGGUGUGGGCCUUAUCUCCGAUCGACAUGACUCCAUUAGGUCUGCUAUUGCUCGUAGUCACGGAGCUUGGUCUCCUCCCAGAGCAUUCCACAUGUUUUGCAUCAGACACAUAGAGUCCAACUUUCUGAGAAAAUUCAAGGCUCCGUAUCUACAGAAGCUUAUUGUCAACAUCGAUAUGAUAUUUACGAUUACAUUUACUCCUGGACUCAGUUAUUAUGAUGAAUGUUUCUUAUGGUGGGCCCUUUUUUAUGUGACAGGUUACUCGCGAACAGUUCACGAAUACGAGACGCGUUAUCAGCGUUUACGUGAGCGGGGUGAGGCUUAUACCAACUGGUUGGAUCGAAUCCCGCGUGAGCAGUAUGCUUUGGCAUUUGAUGGGGGAUAUCGAUGGGGUCAUAUGACAACCAAUCUAGUGGAAUGCAUCAACUCGGUAUUGAAAGGGGCUCGCAAUCUUCCAGUCACUGCACUUGUUAAGGCAACAUUUUACAAGCUUAAUGAAUUGUUCACCCGAAAAAGAGCCGAAGCUGAGGCUUGA
This is a messenger RNA of Arachis ipaensis, 1698 nucleotides long. The record is from RefSeq and is a predicted model, not a curated record. NCBI's taxonomy places the organism in Eukaryota, Viridiplantae, Streptophyta, Magnoliopsida, Fabales, Fabaceae.